Cryptomeria japonica (Japanese cedar) is the source of this 1178-nucleotide messenger RNA. Its product is annotated as small ribosomal subunit protein eS7. Gene Ontology annotation, cellular component: 90S preribosome; cytosolic small ribosomal subunit; small-subunit processome. Bases 208 to 786 code for a protein of 192 amino acids. Gene Ontology annotation, molecular function: structural constituent of ribosome. The record is from RefSeq and is a predicted model, not a curated record. Lineage: Eukaryota; Viridiplantae; Streptophyta; Pinopsida; Cupressales; Cupressaceae. Gene Ontology annotation, biological process: ribosomal small subunit biogenesis; rRNA processing; translation. The transcript is spliced from 6 exons.
AUUAACCAUAAUUUAAAGGCAACUCAAACCCUAAUAUCAUUUUUCACCUCACGUCUAAAAACAAACCCGGAUGUCAGUAGCCCUAAACCCAGGUUUGCCUGGAAGGAUUUCGCAAUUUUUUCUGCAAACUCUAUCAUUUUUCCCUUAUCGACAUCAUUGACAGCGCGACCGAAUAGGUGCGGAAUUUUGAGGUAAGCUUCCGCAAUCAUGUAUACUGCUAGGAGGAAAAUUCAAAAGGAAAAGGGUGCAGAGCCUGAUGACUUUGAGGAGUCUGUGGCACAGGCCCUAUUUGAUUUGGAGAACACCAAUCAGGAGCUGAAGAGUGAGCUUAAAGAUUUGUAUAUUAACUCUGCCAAGCAAGUUGACAUAUCUGGCAACCGUAAGGCCAUUGUUAUUCAUGUGCCAUACCGCUUGAGGAAGGCUUUUCGAAAGAUUCAUGUGAGGCUUGUGCGGGAGUUGGAAAAGAAGUUCAGUGGAAAGGAUGUUGUGAUGAUUGCCACAAGGAGAAUAUUGAGGCCACCGAAGAAAGGCUCAGCUGCAGUUCGACCCCGUAGUCGAACAUUGACUUCUGUCCAUGAGGCCACCUUGGAAGAUGUUGUCUAUCCUGCAGAGAUUGUUGGGAAGCGAGUUAGAUACCGUGUUGAUGGCUCCAAGAUAAUGAAGGUCUAUCUGGAUCCUAAGGAGCGUAAUAACACAGAAUACAAGUUGGAAACCUUUACUGGGGUUUACAGAAAAUUUUGUGGAAAGGAUGUUGUUUUUGAGUACCCUUUGUCAGAGGCUAGUUAAACUUAGUUUUUUGAUUAGGGUAUGUAUCAAAAUAUUGUUUUGUUGGGUAUUAGGAAUUUUUCUGAGCAAGCAUUUGAGGUUGUGGAGUAUCAAUCAUUCUUGUUUAGUUCUUUUUUUGCCCUAUUUUCUUCAGAUGAGUUAAAUUUUGUUUCACUGAAGAGAGCCUUGCUAUACGUUUAAAUGAAUUCAAGAAGCAUUUGUUACUUAUUCAUAUUUUAGUCUUUGCCUUGUAUGGCGAAUGACUACUAGAAGUUAAAUCUUGGGAAUCUGGUUGAGAAGUCCACUGAUACUGAAAACUCCUUGAGGCCUAUAUUGAACACACUACUAUUUAAGGCAUUUGUUGACGAUGCUACAAUUUUUCAAUGAUUUAUCUUUCUGCUGUGUUUGAUUUA